AUGACCUCUCGUGAUGCUUCAAAUCGUCUUCAAUUUCUUUGGAAUGCAUCACAUACAUUGCUAUCAACUGUUCCUAGUCUUUCGGCUUUUUACAUGCAACAAUUUAACCAAUUUGCCGGUGAAAAGGAAUUGAAUCUUGCCGAAGCUGUUAAACGAAAAUAUUGUAGCUAUUGUGGCAGUAUUUUCCUUCCAGGUUUAAACAGCCAGAUUAGAAUUGAAAAAAAUAAAAGGAGAGAAAAAAGAAGAAAAUUAGUAGUUGACAAUGUUAAUAAUACUAAUGAUGGCAAUAAAAAAGUGAUUUCGGAUCACGAUUUAGUCGUACAACUUGAAGAAUCAAAUGUAUUCAAACAAAUUAUGAAUGAAAAAAGUCCUCGAGGAAAAAGACAAAUAAUUCACAUUAAUCCAAGAUCAAUUUCAUUAUCAAAUAAUCAAAAACAAACACAUGUUAGACGUCAACAAUAUAAGAACCAUAUAUCUUAUAUUUGUAAUUCUUGUAAUCGCGAAACAAGAUUCGCUGGAAGUACCAAGAAAGUUAUUAAACAGAUUUCAAGUCCUAGCGAUGAUAAACAACGAAAAGAGGAACAUCCCUUUAAUGUCACCACACCGAUUAUUCCCCAAUUACUGGCCAAGGAAAAAAGGAAAGGCUCUGGAAAAGAUGAUUUUAACGAUUCUUCGGAUGGGUUGAACUUGUCAAAUUUUUUGUCCGCACUAUAA
Funneliformis mosseae is the source of this 714-nucleotide messenger RNA. The record is from the annotation of a GenBank genome assembly. Lineage: Eukaryota; Fungi; Glomeromycota; Glomeromycetes; Glomerales; Glomeraceae.